GACUGUGUGCUCGCAAACAAGAAGUUCCCGAUAAGCCCUGCUCUUGCAGACAAAGCAGGACAUUCCUUCUCUGCAAACAAGAAGGAUAUAGGAGCCAGCUGUAAGCAGCGGGCUCUGGGAACUGGUCAAUGUUUUACUGAUCUUGCGAGUCAAGGAAAGGUCAGAGAAGCAACACAUGUCCCGUGACUUGGAAACAUUCCACAAAGGACUGGAUAAAAUAAAGCAGAGUGUGCCGUUCCAGGCGGCCGCCAUGUAUGUCUUGUCCUGUGUUGUCUUGUGUGUUCAUUCCUUUGUUUAGGAAACACGCGGACCCCAACAACUGGCGCAGGGAGCAGGGUCCGUGGCUCCAAGAGAGCAAGGAACCGGAGGGGGAGCACCCUGGGUUUGUGCUGGAGAUGAGUGGUUCCCAUCCCGACAGUUGAAGCAGUGCCAUGGGGAAGAGGAGCCAGCAGGUGGACUUCCUGGCGGCAUUUCAGGAAUUGAAUCUGAGUGCUCAGAGAACCUUCACCUUCAGAACUCAUCGAGCGGAACCCCCGACAUGGGGUCAGCUGAAAAAACUUACUCAAGAAGCUGAAGGGGUUGUUCAACAAGCUGGACAGCCCAAAACCUCACUGACCUUAUUUCUGGCUAUGCUAGCUGUAGUGAAUUGCCAGUCUGCUGGAAACGGUGCCAAAGGGCAAACACCGAAUCCCAACGAGCCCAACAUGUGAUGAUGGUUUUGAAAGAAAUUCAAACCUGUAAAUAAGAAGGGGGAGAUGUAGAGGACUGUGUGCUCGCAAACAAGAAGUUCCCGAUAAGCCCUGCUCUUGCAGACAAAGCAGGACAUUCCUUCUCUGCAAACAAGAAGGAUAUAGGAGCCAGCUGUAAGCAGCGGGCUCUGGGAACUGGUCAAUGUUUUACUGAUCUUGCGAGUCAAGGAAAGGUCAGAGAAGCAACACAUGUCCCGUGACUUGGCAACAUUCCACAAAGGACUGGAUAAAAUAAAGCAGAAUGUGCCGUUCGGGGCGGCCGCCAUGUA
Messenger RNA from Chlorocebus sabaeus (green monkey), 1018 nucleotides. Lineage: Eukaryota; Metazoa; Chordata; Mammalia; Primates; Cercopithecidae. The record is from RefSeq and is a predicted model, not a curated record.